Molecule: messenger RNA, 1023 nt
Organism: Penicillium concentricum
Lineage: Eukaryota; Fungi; Ascomycota; Eurotiomycetes; Eurotiales; Aspergillaceae
Gene: phoB
Product: regulatory cyclin phoB
Exons: 2
Coding region: 1-1023 (340 amino acids)
Biological process (GO): regulation of cyclin-dependent protein serine/threonine kinase activity
Cellular component (GO): nucleus; cyclin-dependent protein kinase holoenzyme complex
Molecular function (GO): cyclin-dependent protein serine/threonine kinase regulator activity; protein kinase binding
Source: RefSeq, a predicted model, not a curated record
AUGUUGGCGUCUUCGCCUUCGCCUUCAACGGCUGCGUUGCGCUCCCCGCUUCCUUCAACUUCGGGGUCGCAUUCCCACUAUGAGCCUACUGGCGCUCCACAAUUCAAUAGUCCUCGAUCCUCGCGUCUGGCCAUUGACGAACUUCGUUCAGCCUUGAAUCGACAUACUGUCGAUCCUACCUCUCCUGAAACUUCAGAUCUUCAACGCAGGCGCGCAUCUACAUCCGACACUCUGAAGACCCUGGUCAACAAUUCGGCCUUGGCUUCGACACCCCAAUCGACUUCUUCCGCUGUGACUGCAACCACUCCGGCGACCGCCACAUCUACAAAUCCACCCCCAACUUCCUCCCCCGCCCCCUCGAUGCCCGCCCCUACCCCUGGUUCCAACAAGCGCAACAGCCAACGCGACCAUCACUCAUCGGAUGCGACACCGGACUACGAUGGCGAAGAUUUGGAGAGAUCGCAGUCCAAGCGCCUGCGAGCUUCCAAACCAGAUGUCAAGAUGUUGCCCACGCAAUAUGAACUGGCUGACCCCCGUGACAUGGUCGUGCUGAUCUCCAGCAUGCUCAUGGAGCUAAUCCGAUUCAACGACAAGAUCCCACUACACCAGGGUCCGAUUGACAACCCACGCUACUCUCUCCCCCCUAUCCUCCUCAGUAUGGUCUACUACAUCGAUCGACUCUGCGCGUUGUACCCCGCCUUCACUGUUUCCAGCUUGACCAUCCAUCGGUUCCUGAUCACCAGCGCCACAGUUGCCAGCAAGGGACUCAGCGACAGUUUUUGGACCAACAAGACGUAUGCUCGAGUUGGUGGAAUCGGUAUGACUGAGUUAGCCAUGCUCGAACUCGAUUUCUUGUUCCGAGUCGAAUGGCGCAUUGUCCCACAACCGGAAGUGUUGGUGGACUAUUAUCAGAGCCUCGUCGAUCGAUGCGACGGGUUUGAAAUUGAAGGCAUCUGCCAAAAUGGAAGUGCCAAAGCUGGGGUCACCGGCAUUGCUCCAGCAGCCGGUCCUGUUUCAGCAUAA